This is a messenger RNA of Cuscuta epithymum, 1344 nucleotides long. Lineage: Eukaryota; Viridiplantae; Streptophyta; Magnoliopsida; Solanales; Convolvulaceae. The record is from the annotation of a GenBank genome assembly.
AUUCAAUCCUUGAGUUCACUCGUAAAUACUAACCUAUAUGAAAUGGUUGACAUGUGGUCUUUAAUAAACGAGUUCGACCAUUCAAACAUUGAUAUGGCAUUCAAAGCCAAAGUUGUUCGUGUUUAUGUUAUCCCUUCCCAAGGGAGUCACGGUGAAUCCUUGGAGUGCAUUUUCCAUGACUCCAAGGUCCAGUCAUGAUGAUGAUGAUGAUGCACUAGCCUUAGCUACUUUCAUUACUCCUACUUUUCAAUAUGACCUAACAACCGAAAAAGUCCACUUGGUUUCAAUUGAUGAUCUAAUGAAAAUGGAAGAGGAUGGAAAGCACUGGGUCUACAGAGAGAUUUUGGCAAAAGACAGUUACAUGGACUGGUACUAUAUACUAUUGUAUCUUGUAAGGGAUGUAGUAGAAAGGUUUCACCUGAAGGUAACAAUUUCAGGUAUGGUGUGUGCAACACAACAUAAGUAGUUCUAAAGUGAGAACAUUUCCCUUGUGAGUUUUUUAAACUAACAGUCACAAAACAUAUACUUCGUACUAAAAUUUUGAAAUAUUUCAGGUACAAAGUUAAUGUCAGGGUGACGCUCAUGCUUAUUUUGUGUUUUGGGAAAAAGAAUGUGUUUUAGUGGGAAACCCGCAACUAAUAUUCAUGAACAUAUUCAAAAGGUUUUAUGAAAGAUGCAUUUCAAUAUUUAAUGCUUAUAUCUAAUACAUCUGCAAAAAUUAAUAUAUUUAAGAUUGGUGAAAUAUAUAGAAAAGUGUUAGACCUUACCAUUUUCCGGUCAAGAUUGAUGGUUUGGUUGAGACUAAGGAGUUGUUUCGAGUUCAAACAAAGAGAGAAAGUAAAAACUAUAAGGGUGUUUCUACAUUUAGUGUAAUUGGAAUGAAUUGUGAUUCAACUGUUCUCUUUUUAUACAAGUAUAAAGGAAAAGCAGUUGGGGAAUAAGAUGAUUUCACACUACUUAAAAGGGAGUUUUCUACGCCUGAAGAAGUCAUCAUACAUAAUGAGGAAGCGGCAAGUUUGCUACUGUCAAAAGAAAAAGGGAAGCAGUUGUGAUGAACUAUGAUGGCAUCAAGAGAAAGUUGUUUGUUGAGCCCCCACUUGUCCAGCCAGUAAAGAAGCUGAAGAAAGUCUAGUUGGUGCAUUAGCAUCUAAAAAACAUCUUUUGCAGCCUGGAAUAUCUUAGGGAUAAGAUAAAGUUAUGUUACAAACUUUUGAUGUGGGUUAUUUUGCUAUGUAAUUUAUUUUGAUCCUAUGUUUUAAGUUAUGGCAUUUAUUUUUUAUGGAAUUUGUUGCCAAGUGUAAUGUAACAUAUUCUUAAUGUAAUGGUAUGUAAUUUAUGUUCUAA